Messenger RNA from Miscanthus lutarioriparius, 246 nucleotides. Lineage: Eukaryota; Viridiplantae; Streptophyta; Magnoliopsida; Poales; Poaceae. The record is from the annotation of a GenBank genome assembly.
AUGGUGCAGGAAAUAAUUAUGGAGGGUGAUGAGAAGCUGCAAGCUUUGAAGGCUGAACUGGGUGUGAAGGCACACGAUGUGGUGGUCAAGGCCCUCCUUGAGAUGAACGAGUAUAAUCCAAGCGGCAGGUACCCCAUACCAGAGCUGUGGAACUUCAGGGAGGACCAGAGAGCACCAAUGGGCGAGGCAGUAGCCUACAUAGUGAAGCGGUGGAAGGCGAACAAGAAGAAGCACACCUACUACUGA